Molecule: messenger RNA, 975 nt
Organism: Notechis scutatus (mainland tiger snake)
Lineage: Eukaryota; Metazoa; Chordata; Lepidosauria; Squamata; Elapidae
Gene: ALX1
Product: ALX homeobox 1
Biological process (GO): embryonic skeletal system morphogenesis; positive regulation of transcription by RNA polymerase II; negative regulation of DNA-templated transcription
Molecular function (GO): RNA polymerase II transcription regulatory region sequence-specific DNA binding; DNA-binding transcription activator activity, RNA polymerase II-specific
Source: RefSeq, a predicted model, not a curated record
AUGGAAUUCCUGAGCGACAAAUUCGGCCUCAAGAGCCCCCCGGCGGCGGCGGGCAAAAGCGGCGAUUUCUACCUGGCUCCCGGAGCUCCUUUGGAGCACGUCAUGGAAGCGCUGGACGGCGGCGAAGCCUUCUACGCUAAAGGCGGAGGCAAAUGCGUGGGUCAGGCUGCUGCCUACGCUCCUCACGGCCGGCUGGACAGGACUUCCCCGGCUAGGGAUGGCUCCGUGAAUUUUGGAAUUACGAAAGUUGAGAGUCAACCACUGCACCCUGAGAUGGGCAGACCGCUGGACACUUGCAGCAAUCUCCGAAUGUCUCCUGUGAAAGGGAUUCCGGAGAAAAGAGAAUUGGAUGAACUUGGUGAUAAGUGUGACAGCAAUGUUUCCAGCAGUAAGAAGAGAAGGCACCGGACCACUUUUACCAGUUUACAGCUGGAAGAACUGGAGAAAGUGUUCCAGAAGACACAUUACCCUGAUGUUUAUGUCAGAGAGCAGUUGGCUCUGAGAACGGAACUCACUGAAGCUCGAGUUCAGGUCUGGUUCCAAAACCGAAGAGCAAAAUGGAGAAAGAGAGAACGUUACGGGCAAAUCCAACAAGCAAAAAGUCAUUUUGCUGCCACAUAUGAUAUAUCUGUUUUACCACGGACUGAUAGCUAUCCCCAGAUUCAGAAUAAUUUGUGGGCAGGAAAUGCAGCUAGCAGUCCGGUGACUUCCUGCAUGCUUCCACGGGAUACUUCCUCUUGUAUGACCCCUUAUUCCCAUUCUCCUCGGACAGAUUCUGGGUACUCUGGCUUUUCAAAUCAUCAGAGCCAGUUCAGUCAUGUUCCCCUUAAUAACUUCUUUACUGACUCUUUACUUUCUGGAACUAAUGGACAUGCGUUUGAAACCAAGCCAGAAUUUGAACGGAGGUCUUCCAGUAUUGCAGUUUUACGAAUGAAAGCCAAAGAACAUACUGCUAAUAUUUCCUGGGCUAUGUAA